Sphaeroforma arctica JP610 is the source of this 973-nucleotide messenger RNA. RefSeq lists its product as hypothetical. Bases 247 to 438 code for a protein of 63 amino acids. Lineage: Eukaryota; Ichthyosporea; Ichthyophonida. The transcript has 2 exons. The record is from RefSeq and is a predicted model, not a curated record.
GUGCUUUUUAAUAAUAAUAUACUACGAAAAUAGUAAAAUGACAUAUAUUUUUCCCUUACUACUGAGUUUUGUAAAAGAAUUUUAAGAAUAGGUUGUAAAACCUGUGGGCCUAAACCUGAUACUGCCUAAAAAAACUGUUACCAGUUUGAUGCAGACUUUUGCACGGGCAAUUGCUGAAAACCAAAACUGCUUCACACAUCUGCUUCACACAACGAUUUUCUGCUUACGAUCGACUUUGACACAUUAAUGCAACCACUCAAUAUAUCAACAACGGCAGAGAGUACAGGUGCACGUUCACAAACUGCAAACAACUUCAGGCUCUUGCAACACGCAGCUCAAUUCGAUCUCGACUUCAAUUGCUCUGCGAACUCUUUUCUGGAACCGAGCAUGACGGACAAUCAUCCACUGACAUUCAACACGAAUAACACAAUGGAUUAGACUUCAGACCACACACACAAGCUACGCAAUGACUCGGACACUAACACAUUGCUCAGCACUACUGGUGGUACCAUUGAUCUCACGAAAGUAAGCAUUACUUUUUACAAAUUAAAAUUAAAUGCAUGCAUUUCACUAUUUCAUUUACAACAAUAUUCAACGACAUUUUCCGAUUCAUGAACUAUUCAACACAGGUUGCAUUGUGGACCACCAUCGAUGUCAUCGGCGCAUGCAACGCAUCCAAAUUCUAUCACGCAUGACAUAUAACUAUACACUCGAGGUCUUUAUGAAGACAAAGCCUUAGCUAGGAUUCAGAACAAUAAGUACUUACAACUGAUAAAUGUACAGAAGAAACAGAGAUAUCACCAGUACGAAAGGAUACAAGGAAUGCACAUACGACAUGAAUACGAAGCCAAAUGCGGACAAAAAAAAAUAGAAAAGCUGGUAUCAACAUCAUAGUCAAUGGAGGCACAGUGAACAUGAACUGAUGCAAUGCUUACUCAAACACACACUGAACAAGAAAACUAAAGAAUUGCAC